GGAAACUUAACGUGCACAGCAAAGGCUUCCAAGACUGCAAGACUUUUUGACAUCUCACUGAGGAGGUCUUAAAACCUGAAAAUGAGACACUGUCUGGCUGCUUCUUUUAAAUGGAACCUGUUCACAGCCCUUGCAUUGAUCAUUAUAACAGCACAAGCUUUACCCAAGACUGAGAUUAAACUCAGUCAAGCUUUCACAGACGUCACCCAGCCGUACGCCUGUCCUCUGUUCUGGACCGAGUCUAGCGGGAACUGCUACAGGUUCUUCCCCAUAAAUAAAACAUGGGCUGAAGCGGACUUUUAUUGCGCUGAGUUCUCACUCGGCAGGACUACUGCCAAAUUAGUUUCUAUCCACAGCUGGGAAGAAAAUGUUUUUGUGUUUGAUCUUGUGAACAGCCAAGUCCCGGGAAUACCCACUGAUAUCUGGAUAGGAUUAAGUGACAGAAGGCAGGAAGGUGAGUUUGAGUGGACAGAUGGCACUCUGCAUGACUACAGUUACUGGGAUGGAAAUCAACCAGAUGAUGCCAGCAACAGUUCUCCAGAAGAUGAGGACUGUGUACAGAUAUGGUACAGAUACUACAGCGCCUUACGUUCCUGGAAUGACAACAGCUGCAAACGUGAAUUUCCUUUUGUCUGCAAGAUCCCUUCUGUGACUUAUAUGUGACGUCUUAGCUCACAGUCUGAUUCCGAAGAAAUUUCUACAAAUGUUUACUCUGGGAAAUUGUACAUAAUAUAACAUUCACUGACUGAAGAGAAGUCAAUACAGAAUCUAUCUACUGUCCGACAGAAAUUCACAUCACAGGAGAAAGUCAAUACCACAAAGACACUAACAAAUAUACUAUAUAUCAGAAGAUGUGCCAUAGGUCUUGUGAUGUAACGUUCCAUGUCUAUGCAGACAUGAAAGCCAUGACACGU
Bufo bufo (common toad) is the source of this 914-nucleotide messenger RNA. It is a transcript of the gene CLEC19A, whose product is annotated as C-type lectin domain containing 19A. The transcript is spliced from 5 exons. Lineage: Eukaryota; Metazoa; Chordata; Amphibia; Anura; Bufonidae. Gene Ontology annotation, molecular function: signaling receptor activity. Bases 82 to 663 code for a protein of 193 amino acids. The record is from RefSeq and is a predicted model, not a curated record.